CACCAGUCCAGCUGCCUCCUCCAAUCCCACUUCACACAGCAGCUGAGCGCUGAGCAGACAUGGACGCAUCCGAACUUUAAAACUUUUUGGCUCUUUUCCUCCUCUCCUCCCCCUUUAGCCUCGCCUCUCCUGCCGUAUCUGAAAGCUCCCCUCGCCGGCAGACGCAUGGAAAUAUAAUUUUUGCUCCAAUUUACAGUCAGUUGGUCAAGUCUGCGACGUUGUUGUUGUUUUUCUGCUUGUUUCCCAACCCCCCUUUUUUGGUUUUUUGCUCUACUCAUGCGUCGGGAAUGCCAUGGCCACUCCGAGCGCACAGCAGCCGCAGCAACCCCAGGAUUAUUUCAGAUCGGUGAGCAGCGAGUCCACCGCCUACAUGAUGGUCUCAACCGGGGGUCCGAGCAGGACGGGGCGCAAGGAAGCGCCGUCCAAGAUGUGGCUGGCGAUGGUGGUGAUUGUGGUGGUGGUGCUGCAGAUUGCUUCCACCACUGGGCUCUUUGUGUACCUGAACAUGUCCAUAUCACAGGUGCGUAGCCAAGGAGUGACAGAGGAGUUAAAGUGCCUGAGUUUACUGAAUGCUCUGGAUAAGGACCAGGACAUCCCAGACCAGCUGGCUCAGCUCUUUGGAGAGCCCUGCAUCAAACUGGCUGAAGGCAUCAAGGCCUACAUCUCAAAGGUGACAGAGAACAUUAUCUCCAAACAAACAUUCAUUGAGGCGAGAACUAUGCCUCGAUCUUUCAACAGCUCAAAGUUCGGGGGCUCCGUGUCCCAGAGGCCGUCUGCCCACCUGACUCUCAGAGACUCCAGCCCUCAAGGUUACCCUCCCUACCAGGUCUCCACGGAGGGUCUCCACCAGUCCUGUCGUCAUGUGGUCCACUCAUGGGCCAAUCAGAGCUUUGGAGCUCACCUUCACAACAUGACCCUGACCAACGGGAGGCUGCGAGUGCCUCAGAACGGGCGGUACUAUCUGUACUCACAGGUGUAUUUUCGGUAUCCAUCCCCAGCAGCAAGUGAUGGGGACCAGCGCAGCAUUAGCCACCAGCUGGUGCAGUGUGUCUACAAGAAAACCUUCUACCGAAGUCCCAUACAGCUCCUGAAGGGGGUGGGAACCAAGUGCUGGGCUCCAGAUGCCGAGUAUGCCCUCCACUCUGUCUACCAGGGGGGGCUUUUUGAACUGAAGGCCGGCGACGAGCUCUUUGUCUCCGUCUCUUCUCCCACCAUGGUGAACACAGAUGAUUCCUCCAGCUAUUUUGGAGCCUUCCGUUUGGACCUCUGAGAGCUCUGAGAGAGAAGGGGAUGAGAGAAGAUGCAACAAAGAGGACUAAGGAUGGAUAAACUGAUGGGUUGGAGACGAAGAGGUUGGGGCCUUGAGAAUAUCCAUUGUGGAUAUUGGCACUCUUGGACAGAUGCGUUUAAGGCUGGAAGUUUUGGGAUUUCUAACAAGUGGCUUUAACGCUGAAUGCUGCAAGAGGAUGGGGUGAAAGGGAAAAGAAAAGAGGGGAUUUUUCAUUUCUAUUUUGCAUUAAGAGAAGAACAAGAUUAUUGAGAUUCAUGUGCAAUCAUUAAUGUGAGAAGUUUUUUAAAAGUUAUUGUUUGGAUUUUUAAAAAGUAAGCCACGCAGAAACAAUCAAGACCCUCCAUUAGAUGAGAUCCUCCCUCCUCCCAAAACCAGGAAAAGUUGAGCACCCACCCUUCCAAGUCUACAUCCCCAUUAACACGUCAAUCUCAAUGCUUCUCCUUUUUAACCUUUUUCUGUGAGAAGCAAUCAAACUUAUGGAUUUCCGAGCCAAAGAAUGUACACAUCGAUCCUCUGCAUCGAAGAUGUGAGGAGGGAUUGUUGAACGGCAGCAGGAGAAAAUCGAAUGAUCAAACCAAAGCAACAAAAGACCAAAACCAAAAGAACUUUUCUAAGCACGCCAUGAGAGUACUGUACAUACGGCUGAGAGUGAGACUAAGACGAUUUUUAAACUAAUUCAUAUGUAUUUUUACUUUGACUAGACUUCAAACCACUUGGGUUUUCUGUGGACUGUCUUUUCACAACACUAGAACUGUGGAUUUUAUGCAAACACUUUUAGUGGGGGAUAAUGAGUGCCUUGUCUGUAACAAAUACUGUAACAAACUGGGAAGAGGCAAGAGCUUUCUGAACGAGAAAAGGAGUGAAAACAAGGAGGGAGACGUCUUGCAAAGGCCCAUGAGAAUGAGUCCAGUAAAGGAAGAUAAGACAGACAGAAAGGACAGUGAAGCGAAGGGUGGCAUGCAGCUUGACUGCUCUCUUUCUUUCACUGCCUUUCUCCCUUUUUCACAUAAGCAGUUUAUCAUUGUUUUUCUCGUCUAACCUGUGAAGCUGCAUUUGUGUUUUAUUCUGAGGAUCAGCUAAGCAACCGACCACAAGACAACAGACGUAUGAGAACCUGCUGCUUGUAGAAAGUUUCACCAUAACAAAUAUUCACAGUGAUCAUGGAUGAAAAGUUGUUUGAUGACCUAUUAACUCUGUUCACUGCAUGUAUGUUGCAACCUACCAGUAGGACUUCCCCAUUGAUGUACAGCAAUUUAAGCUCAAUUUCAAUUCACUUCAAAACCAUUUGAGUCUCAAAGUGCACUGAAGAUUAGGAGGUUAAAGACAUAAAAAAUGUUGACUUAAGCCCACAGCUCCACUGUUUGAUUCUGUCUCCAUGUUUUGCUGCUGCUACAUGGUCACAUACUCCACACAGAGCAUUUUCAAGCCAAGACUUCCUCCAAACCUUUAGCUUCUUCUGAGUUGCCAGUACCCACUUGUGAACACUUUAAAACCAGAUUAGAGUUAAUGGAGGGUAGUUGGUUUGGGCUUUAGACAUCUUGUUUCACAAGGUACAUUUGACACAGAAACUAAACCAACUAUUGGUUUGAUAUUUGGGUGAAUACAAAUAUUUGAUUUAAUGUGAAAUGUUUUGGGAUUUUUUUCUCUCUCUCUUUAUUUAUCAAACCUGGACAAGGAUAUAGUUUGACUGAUCGAUUUAGGGAUUAAAUUAUACCAAACCUAAUUCACACCAGAUUAGCUUGUCAGGUAAAUUACUUGGUAAAUGGCCUGUACUUAUUUAGACUUUAUUAUUGUAAAAUGUUGGCUCUGACUAAAGCAAAGUUUGACCAACGUAAGUACGAACAUGUAGAAAUCCAAUAGCAGGGAAAUCGGUUGCUAGUGCUAGCACCGCUAGUGUUAGGCACGCUUAACGAACAAUCAAAUUAAGCAAAUAUAUUUGACUGUGCUCAGUUUUGACCAUUUUCUUUCUAAAUUAGCAUCAAUCUGUUAAUUAGUUCUUAGGAAAUUCCCCUGAACUGCACGGAGCCAAACUAGCCUUUUCCUCCAUGACUCCACUUGUAGCAUAAAGCUAAACUGAUCGUUUUAUAUAUGUAGCUUCAUGUUUUAAUUACAAGUUUAUGUUUUUCCUUCUCUCUAAAUGACAGCAAUAAUUAGAAAGUAUUUUUCCAAACAUGUCAAAUCAGUGUUGGUUUACUUCAAACUUCUAACUUAGUGCCCAGAUUCAGCACAUUAAGACCUGCUGUCUUAAUGUGCUGAAUUCAGGCCCAGGUAAAAGCAGGAAUCCUGUUUCACAAUGUAUAACAUUUAUUUUACUGUGAAACCACCAUAAACUUAAUUUCUUUUUAGUUUCAUUGUAGUAAGUAACAGAGGUUACAUAGUUGUUAAUCAGGAACAGAGCUUAUUCAGUCUAUCAGUGCUGAGACUGAGCAGAAACACAACAAGCCAACUGAACAUGGCUGUCAGCCGCCUAGAAACACCUUCACACACCCACAAACACAUGCAAAUGUUGAGGUUAAAAAAAAGAUUAAAUGCUGAAAAUUUGGAGUCCUUCCACAGAUGUCAAGCAGAAAAAAGUUGUACAUUUAGGAAAACACUGACCAGAAAAAGAAAUAGGCUGCAGACGCAUAAAGAAAGAUUUGGAAGCCGCAAGAUAUUUGCAGAUAUAAGCCAUGCACCGCCUAGCACAGACUCCCCUUCCACUUCCCUCUCUGGUAUGUGCACAUGUAUGCACAUUAAAGGCACACACACAUCACCUAACACUACAUCCAGACUAGAUGUGCUGCACAGACACACACAUCAUCCAGUGUCACAUUCAGUACGAAGACACAAACAAACUCUGACACACACACUCAUUAAUCCAUGCUGUCCAGCCUCCCCCUGCUGUCUGGUUGUUGUCAGUGGUCAGGCGGACUGUGUGUGUCUGUGUGUGUGUGUGUGCAUUUACAGUAUGUUUUUCUCAAAGGCUUUGUUUCACAAGGAUAAUUAAGACAAUGAGGUUAAACAAAUUAAAAUACACCUUUCUGAGUCUGUGCACUCGACCCACAAUUUGUUUUCCCUACAGAAAAGGAUUAGUCUUAUACACACACACGCGCGCGCGCAGAUACACACACGCACACACACAUACAGUACCAGUCAAAUGUUUUGCACUUUCCCAUAAAUCUAACGGGAAAGUGUGUUACAAGUAAAAUUUAUGCUUAUUGGUGGAGCUUUAAAAACGUUUAUUGUUCCACCCGAAGCACUAAAUGGAAGUUAAAUCCCAUUUUAGCUUCUUCUUCAUGGUUGAUACUCUAUCACAUCAUACAUACAGACUUUGUUCCCCUUCUCUGAACUUGAGACUCAAUCUGUGUAUUUCCAUCCCGGGUAAAUAUCACCCAAUCAUGAUGAUAAUUAACAGAGCCAAACAUAUUGUAACAGCAUGAUUUCCCAGCCCAGCUGCAAAAAGCAAAAGAAAAAAAAAACCUUUGCAUUGAAUGUUUAUGAGCUAUGUUUGUACUGGAGAGUUUUAUACGUAGCUGUGAACAUGUGUUGCACAGUGUUGCUGAGAAAAUAAACAUAUCUGAACUUUCUCAGUGUAUGUGAACAUUUGCAAUAUGUUGUGGCACUAUGCUGGUUUAAAAAGCAGUAAUGAAUCCUCCCUCUGAUCUACAGUAAAGGCUGAUUCAGAUGUCAAAUAAUGUGUCAAUGACUUUAAGGGUAAACUGGUCAAAACCGAUACUGAUAAAUAAACACACCAUGAACAGUAUUUCCUACAUCACAGUACAGUUUAAUACUGUUAUUAACUGAGCUAUGCGUUCCCCUGGAUGUUCUCCAACCAACCCCUUGGACUGAGGACUUAGGAAGCCUGUCUUAAAAUAAUUCCCCACCUGCUGCAGGUUCUGGUUGGAGCAGCAGCAGAGCUAUCAUCUGCAGCUGCAAAGCUGGAGCCUCUUCAAAGCAUGAAACCCUCAUAAUUCAGAGACAAAUGAUAUCGAGCUGCAAAAAAGUAGAGACACGGGAGACUGUGGCUGAACAUAAGAAUACAAUACUAACCUAGAGUAGCAACAAUUAUCAUGAAUGUUCUUUUUUUAUUGUAGCAGAUCACCAUUAAUAAAUUAUUCAUGGGAAACAGUGAAA
This is a messenger RNA of Melanotaenia boesemani (Boeseman's rainbowfish), 5404 nucleotides long. It is a transcript of the gene tnfsf10l, whose product is annotated as TNF superfamily member 10, like. Bases 293 to 1270 code for a protein of 325 amino acids. The transcript has 7 exons. Gene Ontology annotation, biological process: immune response. Gene Ontology annotation, molecular function: tumor necrosis factor receptor binding. The record is from RefSeq and is a predicted model, not a curated record. Gene Ontology annotation, cellular component: membrane. NCBI's taxonomy places the organism in Eukaryota, Metazoa, Chordata, Actinopteri, Atheriniformes, Melanotaeniidae.